Molecule: messenger RNA, 1714 nt
Organism: Pelodiscus sinensis (Chinese soft-shelled turtle)
Lineage: Eukaryota; Metazoa; Chordata; Testudines; Trionychidae
Gene: NEK2
Product: NIMA related kinase 2
Biological process (GO): protein phosphorylation
Molecular function (GO): ATP binding; protein kinase activity
Source: RefSeq, a predicted model, not a curated record
UGUCGUGACGCCAUGCCGAGCCGGCCUGAGGAUUACGAGGUGCUGCUCACCAUCGGCGCCGGUUCCUAUGGGAAGUGCCAAAAGGUGCUGCGCCGGGUGGACGGCAAGGUCUUAGUUUGGAAAGAGCUUGACUAUGGCUCUAUGACAGAAGCAGAGAAACAAAUGCUUGUUUCAGAAGUGAAUUUGCUCCGGGAGCUGAAACAUCCAAAUAUUGUCCGAUAUUAUGAUCGCAUUAUUGACAGAACCAAUACAACCCUCUACAUUGUGAUGGAAUAUUGUGAAGGAGGUGACCUGUCUACUUUAAUUGCAAGAUGUACAAAGGAAAGACACUACUUAGAGGAAGACUUCAUUCUCCGCAUAUUGACUCAGUUGACCCUGGCCUUGAAAGAAUGUCACAGACGGAGUGAUGGUGGCCAUACUGUGUUGCACCGUGAUCUAAAACCAGCAAAUAUUUUUCUAGAUAGUAAACAUAAUGUGAAACUUGGAGACUUUGGACUAGCAAGAAUAUUGCACCAUGACACCAGUUUUGCUAAAACAUUUGUUGGCACUCCAUAUUACAUGUCUCCAGAACAAAUGAACCGUAUGUCAUACAAUGAAAAAUCAGACAUCUGGUCUCUAGGAUGCUUGCUGUAUGAGCUGUGUGCACUCUCGCCUCCAUUUACAGCCUAUAACCAAAAGGAAUUGUCAGAGAAGAUAAAGGAAGGGAAGUUCAGACGAAUACCGUAUCGUUAUUCAGAUCAGUUGAAUGAACUUAUUAAAAAAAUGCUGAACUUAAAGGAUUACUAUCGACCAUCUGUUGAAGAAAUUCUACAGAACCCCUUGAUAGCUAACUUGGUGGUAGAAGGUCAGAGAAAUUUCACAGAGAGGAAAAGACGAUCAGUUGAGCCAGAGAGGUUGCAGCAUUCGGGCACUGCAGUAAAUGAGCUGAAACUGAAGGAAGCGCAACUGCAGGAGAGAGAACGAGCCAUGAAAGAGCGAGAGCAACAACUAGAACAGAGGGAGCGAGAGCUAUGUGUUCGUGAGAGACUGGCAGAAGAUAAACUUGCUAGGGCUGAGAACAUGAUGAAAAACUACAACCUAUUCAAGGAACAGAGGAUAUUGGCAGGUGUAAAUAGCCCAGAUGGAGUACUACUUCCCUGUUCAAGAAAGAAGGUUCAUUUUUGUGCAACUAAAGAGAAUGCUCUAUCCAAUGAUAACGCUGAGAAUUAUCCCCUCUCAAAAGAAAAAUGCUCUGAGUUGGAGAAACGCCUCUAUGCUGCUAACCUGCGGGCUCAAGCGCUGUGUGAAUUAGAAAAAAACUAUCAACUGAAAAGCAGACAAAUUCUGGGCAUGCGCUAAAACUAUGUACAUUAUUUAUUUCAUUUGGUAAAUACAUUUUUAAGUGACAUUGAAAUGUUUAUGGACAACUAUUGUGCUCCUCCUUGAUUUUAUUUUUUUACUAUCAGCUGAAUCCUGUAUUGUUUUAGCAGAGAUGCUACCAUUUUGUCUUAAUUGUCUUGUGUACAAGUGGUUAUGUAUGUCUAUUUCUAUUAAUUCAUAGAUUGUUCUUGAAAGGACAUGUGAGUGAAACAAAGAUAGCUCUGCUAAAUCACCAAAUGUGUAAAGUCUUGUUUGAUUUAGAGCGCUAUCCUUUCCUUAAACCCCCAUGCUAAGCUGCGAGAAUGAAGGUUGUCUAUAAAUUAAGAAUUAAAGAGUUUUGUCUGCUUUGAAAAAA